CUCCGCCUUUCUGCUCACAUUCUCUGAGACACAAAACAGUUCGGCAUUACGCGUUAGUUUUCUCGGUCUUGAACUAUUAGAAAUGGCAGAAACUGCUCCAGCACCAGCCGCUCCUGCUCCGGCUAAAGCUCCCAAGAAGAAGACAGCGGCCAAGCCCAAGAAAUCGGGUCCCAGCGUGUCGGAGCUCAUCGUCAAGGCUGUGUCUGCCUCCAAGGAGCGCAGCGGGCUGUCCGUGGCGGCGCUCAAGAAGAUCCUGCAGGCCGGCGGUUACGAUGUGGAGAAGAACAACUCCCUCGUCAAUAGAGCCCUCAAGAGCCUGGUGACCAAGGAGACCCUGCUACAGACCAAGGGCACCGGCGCCUCGGGCUCCGUCAAGCUCAAUAAACAGGCGGCUGAAGCCAAGGAGAAGGCGGCCAAGAAGAAGGCAGCUCCCAAGAAACCAGCGGCAAAGAAAGCGGUUGUCAAGAAAACAACGAAAAAGGUUUCGGCAAAGAAAGCAGCGACACCCAAGAAGACUCCUACGAAAGCGAAGAAACCGAAAGCUGUAAAGAAGGCGCCCAAGAGCCCGAAGAAAGCGGCUGCCAAGCCUAAAAAGGUCGUAAAGAAGAGCCCGAAGAAAGCGAAGGCAGCGCCUAAACCUAAAAAGGUGACCAAGGCAGCUAAACCCGCAGCGAAGAAGGCGGCUCCUAAAAAGAAGUGAGCAGUUAAAGCGACGAUGUAACAAUGAACCCAAAGGCUCUUUUCAGAGCCAACA
Molecule: messenger RNA, 754 nt
Organism: Acipenser ruthenus (sterlet)
Lineage: Eukaryota; Metazoa; Chordata; Actinopteri; Acipenseriformes; Acipenseridae
Product: histone H1-like
Exons: 1
Coding region: 83-700 (205 amino acids)
Biological process (GO): nucleosome assembly
Cellular component (GO): nucleosome
Molecular function (GO): DNA binding; structural constituent of chromatin
Source: RefSeq, a predicted model, not a curated record